Neoarius graeffei (lesser salmon catfish) is the source of this 8516-nucleotide messenger RNA. RefSeq lists its product as uncharacterized. The transcript has 70 exons. The record is from RefSeq and is a predicted model, not a curated record. NCBI's taxonomy places the organism in Eukaryota, Metazoa, Chordata, Actinopteri, Siluriformes, Ariidae. The coding region runs from base 216 to 8078 and encodes 2620 amino acids. Gene Ontology annotation, molecular function: zinc ion binding; nucleic acid binding.
GUGUGGGUUAGUAACUACGUUUAUGAGAGAGAGAGAGACAGACAGACAGACAGAGAUUUGGACCGUGUGUUUGGGUUUUUUUUCUCUUCAGGAAAGUAAAUGAAAACGGACUGUUGCUUAAUUGUCCGGUGAAAAGCUUGUAAACAGAAAUGCGAAUUGGGAAUAAGAGCUUCCAUAUCUUGGAGGAAAACUGAAAAAUCUCACUGCAGUCUGAUAUGAGCAAGAUGAAACCCUUGCAGCUCCUAUGCCAGAACUGCAAUAUGCAAUAUGAGAAAAUUAAGGACUUUAAGGCUCAUGUCCGGAAUUCUGGACAUAAGCAGGAAGUGACGAGACUUUUUCACACAGCUGUACAUAAGGGACCAGUUUACUUCCCCAUGUUUGUUUUCCUGGAUUACUUGAGAAACCCAGACUGGGUUGAUCCACUCAUUGGGUUCGACAUGGUGACACUGUUUAUUACUCCUGAAAAAUCUGGUGAUUUUUACCUGUGCCAUGUAUGUGAGGAGCAGAUAAACACUGGUGAUGUUGUAUUGCAUCUGUGCUCUGUUCAACAUUACCUCAGAUACUUGGCCUGCACUAAUCCAGAGUUGCUGCGUUUUGCUUGGCUCAAUGACUCCUUUUCUUACCUGCAGUCCAGUGCUAUGAAAGAGUACACUACCAACGGUUCUGGUAACCUACGGGUUUUCGAGCUGCCAAAGAUGAUACUGAGGAAGUGUAUAGAACUGCCAUAUCAUCAAGUCAUGUCAGUGUUUUCUGAAACGGACAAGCUAAUGGAACGUAUCCAAGCUGGUUUACCACAGAGGAAAUCCAUUCAGGAGUACAUCGCUGACCCUGCCAGAUCUCAUCCAUUAUUGGGCCUGAACCUACUGCUUGAGUACUCUUGUCCAAAGAACGAGAGAUAUUGUGGGUAUCUUUGUAUUCUGUGCAAGGAGAAACUUUCAGCUAGUCAGACCAUCUCCCACUGCAUCAGCUUUGAUCAUGUUUACUUGUAUCUGAAAGCUGCACAUCCAGCCACGUUGGACUCUCCCAAGAGAAGUUACAGUCACUACAGUUUCCACAAGAAGAUUCUUUAUCUGGCGAAUCAGGCACAGAAUAUCUGCCCUCCAAUGAAAAUACAGAGUGUACAUCUGGACCUGGAGUGUUUUAAAGUUGUUAACUCCUCAACCUAUGCAAGUGCUCUGGAUAAGCUGCAGGUAAUAUGGAAAGAAAGGAACCAGAGCAAACUGAAUGUUAGUAUUACACCAGGAGAACGGAUCAUGUUUGCUUCGGAGGAUCAGGAGUCAUCUGCUAGCACAGCAAUGAGAGACCGCUCAGCAGAGCAACAAGAGGAGAAAAAACAAAUGGAAGGUCUGGUGACUCAAACUAGAGACAAUUCACCAUGCAGAAUUUUGUGUGUUGAAUGUGACCAGACAUUGAACUAUAUAAUAGAUUACAAGCAGCAUAUUAAGGGAAAGCAACACAGAAAGAAACUCAUUGAACUGUUUGGACCAGGCCAGUACAGUGGAGCCCUCUCUCAGAUUAAACUGUACCAGCACAUGUGGAAUCGCCAUGGCAGGAUAUCAUCUCCUCCACUCAUAGGCCUGCCACUGCUCACUGUGUUUGUACAGAGGCCUUGUCUGGAUUUUCAUACACCACUCUACCUGUGCCAUGCGUGUGAGCUUAAUAUUCCUGUCUCUUCCGUGUCUGUGCACCUUACAUCCACACAGCACUACUUCAAUGUCUUUUCAUACACCAAACCAGACCUUGUUUUUCUUGGAUCCCGGAAUCUGGUCCAGUUUGCACAAGAACAACAGGCUCAAGAAAAGAAGAUGACAGUCCUGCAAGUGUGUGAGCUUCCAAGUCAACAGCUUACGGAACUCAGGACCCUGGCCUAUGAAAGAAUCAUGGAAAGAAUUGGGAAGCACUCUUCAAAGCUGAGAAAAUGCGUUCAAGUUGAGAAGCGAGUGACACUGCAGUCGUACUCCAGAAGUAGUGAAAGGAAGUGUCCACUGCUUGGUCUGCAGUUCAUGGUGAAAUAUACUACAACCCAGCAUUAUUUCAAAAGUAAUUAUCUGUGCUUGCUGUGUAAAAAGAAGCUUCCAGAAAGGCAUGCCAUUACCCAUGUUUUGGGCUUUCCUCAUAUGUUCGCCUACCUUGAUAUGGUCCAUCCUGGUUCAUUGAGCAAAGAGGAUUCUGAGCAGGUGUCUCUUAUCAUGGAUUUGGCACAGCAGGCAGAGAAAAUCGCUCCUAAUAUGACUUUGCGGGAAGUGGACGUGAGCUUUGGAAAAUUUAGCGAAAUUGAAAAAAACUCCUCCUUUAUGUCUGCUGUGAAUGUGCUGCAAGUGAUUUUUAGAGAUAAAGGACUGGGAGAACUCAAACUUUCUGUUGUUCCUGGAGCAAGAUUGGUCUCCAGUUUUGAGACACACAAGGAGAAUAAUUCUUCAAAGUGUGAAAAACAAGGGCAUACAUCAUCGGACACAGAGAAGCUGAAUGUUGAUGGAACGCACACUACCAUGCCCAAAACAGAAGAGAAAUUGAAAUCAAAAUAUUCUGAUCUCUUGCAUACAGAACACAAAGAGCUUCUGAAAACCCCAUGUAUAACCUCAACACACAUACAGCCUGCUGAACCAUCAUUAGCCACAGCACAUUCUGGCUCGACAUCUUCACAGCCUUCUAUUUCUUCAUUACACAAAGAGCAAUCUGAGACCCUGAAAUUGGACCAGAAGUCUCUGACUCAAGAAGGCCUUCCUGACCACAACUCCAAGGAGCAUGUUCAAACUGUAAAACAGCCUCAAACUCAAGACUCAAAUGUACCUCAGCAGCAGAGUGGAGAACUCGCACAAAAACCUGUUGUGCAGGUGGAGGCUCUGCAGAUGCCAGCACAGUCUCCAGCUUGCUUGAAGGCAGGGACCCCAGCAGUUCCUCAGACCCACUUGUCUACAUGUACUGAACUCGGGUGCUACCUGAAGAUGCCCAACAGACAACCUGUAAUAGGUUUAAAAUCUGUGAUUGAAUGUUGCACUGUUGGUCAACAGCCAUUAUACGUGUGUGUCACGUGUGCAGAAAGAUGUGAGGAGAGCUCCAUAAUAAAGCAUCUUUUGAGCUACAAACACAGACUCCAGUAUUUGGAAUCUGUAGGCUAUGGUCCAAAGCUAGGUAAGAAAAAGGUGAGGACCAAAUGGUUGCAAGUUCAAGCAGAUGUGGUAGAGAAGAUGCAAGGAUGUGGAGAGGCGGAGACACUAAAGCUGGAUGCUAAAGAUUACCAUGAAAUCUCUAGUGCACCUAUUAUAACUGCUUUGGGAAAAGUAAGGGACUCUCUUCUCAAGCUGGCCUCUGAAAUCAGUGCUGAAAGCCCAAAGACAGCUUGUUCUGACGUCUCCAAAAGUGAUGAGAGCCAUGGAUCUGGAACAUUCAAAAGCCUAAAAGAAACUGAAGAAAAGGACAGUCCACGUGCUCACCUAAAAGAAAUCGUGAAAUCCACAGAGCCUGAAACUCCUCAACAAAAUCCUAACGAUCCUGCCCAGAGUUCACCGUAUUUAUGGACUUAUCUCACAAGCCCCACUCGAACAGAGCCCGUAAUUGGUUUGAGUAUGGUCACAGAAUAUCGUAAUGCCAAUGGUCUGAACUCCUUUCUGUGCUCCUGCUGUAAAGUAAUCCUUGCUACUCGCAAUUACAUGGGCCACCUGAUUAGCCCCCGCCACCGCUUAAACUACUUUAAAAGUAAGUACCCAGAGUUUGUUACGCUCUUGAAAAGUGAACUCAGCUUGACUGGCAAAAUUUCAGAGCUUCAAAAGAAAGCACAGUUUGUGCAGGACCGUGAGGGCUGGGGAUGCCUCAAGGUGGUAGAAAAAGAAUAUAAGCAGCCUCAAAAAAAGACAGAGCAGCCAUCAGAAGAUACUGAAAAUGAUACUUCAGUCAUGGCCAAGAAGCAGGAGCCAUCUCAAACCACUGGUGACACUGAGCCACAGGACCCUGAGAGCAGCGUGCCAAAACCUACAGAACAACAGAACAUUAAAAAAAUGAGCAAACGAAAUGUUGUGAUUGAUGCUGAGAACUCAGCCAAAGCCCAAAUACUGGAGUCAUCACAAGCUGGAGGUGACACUGAGCCACAAGACCAUAACAGCCAUGAAACAAAACCUACAAAACAACAGAACAAUAAAAAAAUUAAGAAACUCGGUGCUGUCAUUGGAUUGAAUUUUAUAACUUGUGUUCAUCAUGACAAAAAGAAGCUGUUCUUCUGUGAACUCUGCUCUGUCCGAGGGCAUUUAGACCACAUGUCUAGUGUGGCCCACAGGAAAACUUAUGUGAAAUAUAAAUAUCCUGAUUGGACUGCAAGUGGCACAGACAUGAAGAAGCUGUAUAAGAUAGCUUUGCGUUUGGCAGCAGUAGAGAGAAGCACUGGCAUGGGAAUGAGGAAACUGAAUGUCAGCGCUAAAGUCUUCACAGCCUUACGUACUGCUCCUCUUAAUGAAGCCCUGAGUCAGCUAAAAUCACUGCAGACAAAGCCAGAAGAUGGCAUGGACAUGAAAAUUCCUUCUUCCCAACCUGAGACUAGCACCUUGUCAAACCAUGAACAUGGUACAGUAUGUUCUGCUGCAACUACCAACUCUUUACAGCAGGAGAAUCAUUCAGGUCCAUAUGAAAGUCCUGAUCCUCUAAAUACAACCUACUCACACCACACCCCUUCUCUGAUUUCAUGCUGUCCUUUCUCAGUUCCUGUCUCAUUCGUUUCUAAUUCAUCUCCCUUUUCUAGAACAGUUUCUUUUCCUUUCUCAUCCUCUACAGAGCUCCAUGCUUCCCCUGGCCAUUCCAGCCACAUUUCUCCUCCACCACCAAGCCUUUGCAGCACCUUCUCUUCCACCUUUCCUUCACCAUCUCCUGUCCAUAUCCCAUAUCCUCUCUCCUCUCAACAUGAAAGUACCACUCAGUGUUUACUUGUACCCCAUCCCCUCUAUGAACCCAUAUCACCUCCAUCUGCAUCAGACUGCCAGGACAUAACCAGUGUUGCUCAUCCAUGUUCUUAUCCUGCACCUCCUGUGUAUGAACCCAUAUCGCCUCCAGCUGCAUCAGACAGCAAGGACUUAUCUGAUGAUGUACCUCCAUGUUCAUCUACACCUCCAUCUCCUGUCAAACUACCUCAUCACACAGAAUGGGAAAAACCUGGAGAUGGUCCUGUUCAUCAUGAGACAGGGCCGGGUGCCUUAACUUCAUAUGCCAAGUCCAAAGGAGCUAGUGGAUCAGAACUCAUUCAGUCUGCAUUUCCCUGCUCUCCUAUGUGUAGUCACUUCACGUGUAACCAGUCUGUCCUGAAAGAGGAAGACAACUGUCUAAAUGACACCACACCAUCAAAAACGUACUGUUUUCCAAACCUACCCACAGUGGUGGAACAGAGCCACGCCUCCAUGUUUCUCAGUGUGAAGGGACUUUCUAACACCGAUCCAAUUAUAGGUCUGUCUAAUAUAUUGGAGUGCCGAAGAAUUUCACAGCCAACUUUUUUCCUUUGUCUAAACUGUGCUGAGAAAGUUAGCAGAGAGAACUUUUGUGACCAUAUGACCAGUGAACGGCACCAGCACUUGUCCAUUAGGACUCAGUAUUGUGAGAUAUUUCAGCACUGGCCGCAGCAGAUGAUUCCUCAGAUGACUAUUCGUGACUUGGCUGAGAAAGUGGCAUUGACAGAAAAGGGAUUAGAUGCUAAGGUCAUCAAGUUGAACCAAAACCAGUACGAGUCUCUGUGUUCUGCAGACUUCCAUGACGCAGUUGAAAUACUCCAGAGGAUGUUUGGUCCAUGUUUGGAUGAGAACUCCCAGCCAUCGCAUCUUGCAAGCCUGAAUCAGAGCAGCAAUGAAAUCUCUACGGUGAGGUCAUCUCCAGAGUCUAUGGAAACUGAAAAAGAAAGAGAUCAUCAGUUACAACAAAGCUGUGACAACACAACACAAAUUCAGGAACCUUACAGUAGUCGAGUACCACUCAAAGAAUUUGACAGUGCACAGGGAAACCCUGAUACAAACAAUACAGCAUGCACCAACAUGCAGAAUUGGCUGCAGCAGAGUCAAAGCUCUCAAAAAGCCUUGCCAAAGAGUGUGGCUCAAACAUCACAGCCCCAGCAUCAGUCUGUGGUACAUAUAGAUCUGACAGCUGAGUCUGACAGCAGAAAAGCUUUGCUCCAUUCUCCUAAGCCAAUCUCUAAAAAAACAAAGGAAAACCCUACUAUAGAAACUCCAGAGUCAGCUGCAGAAGGUUUACAAGAAAGAAGGCUGUCUCACACGUUUCCUUGUACACCCACAUUCAAACAGGAGAAAGCUGGUCAUGUUCACAGUGGAGUAGACAUUACUCACACUUUGGAAGCGAAAAAUUCUCAAGAACCUACAGGGAAUUCCAUCAAGCACACUGACCUCAAGUAUAUAAACAAAAAUAGAACAGAGGCAGAUGCUGUGGUUGGUCUGAGUGCAGUGAUUGAGUGCAGAAGUGAGGGUCAGGCUUCACUGUACUUAUGUGUGUCCUGCUCCAGCAAACUCAACCAUGAUGUCAUCAACUACCACCUGGUAAAGUCUGGCCACAGAUACAGUUACCUGAAAACACGUUACCCUUCCUUGUUUGAGGACUGGUCUGAUUCCGAUAGUAGACCUGUAAGGUACAUGAGGCUCAUGAGGCUUGCUAACAAAGUAGAGAAAACCAAUGAGGAUGAACCUGGUCAGCUACAGGUGAUGAAACUGAACUAUGAUGACUUAAAGGAAAUAAAAGCCAUGCCAUAUGAUAAAGCCAUCAUACAUUUGCAGAAAAUCAGACAAGAGCAAAACCUUUGUGCUCUCAAAACUUGCAUUUCUCCCAAGAUCACAAAACGUUUGAUAAAACAGGAGAAGGUGGAAACAGAAGUGACAACCCAAUAUUCACCACAGCUACCUGGGAUGAUUUCACAGGAACCAAGGAGAGCUUUAAAGCGCAAGGUUGCUGAACAGGAUUUACCUCCUCAGUCCUUUCCAGGGAAAGAACAAUGCUCUGAUGUCCCAUCCAAUCAUAUGGCAGGGGACUGUUUCAUCGGGAAUAACCAAGAACCAUCAGAUUCCUCAGUAAAGCGAAGAAAGAUCUCUGAUAAUGAUUCAGACAGUGUUCCACAGCUCCAGAAUGAUGCUUCUGUUUUGACUACAGCCAAUCCAAAUAGAUCAUCAUGUUAUACACCGGCCAAAUUUCCAGAGACUUCUAGAGGUUCUCCCAGAAGUUUAGACCCCAGUUCUCAGAUUUAUAAGAAAACCACUUCCAUGGACGAAACUGUGCUUAAAAACAAUGAAAAUCAAGAAUCUUCAUCCAUUAUUGCACCUCAGCAAAAGGACUCUUGUCACAACACGAGUACCAUUCAUGCCCUCUGUUCUGUGAAGGGCCAGGAAAUUGCUCGACUGUCUGAAAAAAGACCAUUGGUGAAAAAGGGCUUAAGUGAGAAUGCCUGGAAUUAUGAAAACCGACAGUUUAGCCCUGAGACACCCAGUGUGGCAAAUACAACCCCUAUAGCUGACAGUUCUGCUGCUACUUUGGCUAUGGAGAAGCAAUGCAUUGCAUAUUCAUUGAGCAGUUACAAUGAAGUGCACAAUCCUCACUAUAACUGGAAUAUUCCUGAUAAAAGUCUGGACCCCAAUCUGACUCAUAAUGCUAAUGCAAAUUUUUAUCUUUCAAUGAUCGCUGGAUAUGGCACACCAAACUCUGUGACCAAUCAAGUGACACCUGAAAAUGCACUGUCUUAUCAAUAUCCCAUGCAUAAACAUCCUGAUUACCCUUCAGUUAUUCCUGUAUCUAAUACAGUGGCACCUGAUUAUUUAGUGCCAGUAGGAGAAAGGGCCAUGAAUUAUGAAGCAGCUGCCCCAGAUAUUUCUACAAACGGCACAUACUUAACGAGUUCAAACUCGCAUACAGUUUUUCAGUCUCAACCGGUUUACCAGCCAGUUCGGUUAUUCCAGGACCCAGAGACACAUCAUUCCUACUAUGCUUACUAUUCUUAUAAUCAGACACUUCACGCUAACCAGAUGGCAGCAGACAAUGAAAAUGUCACUUCCACACCUGCAGCUGAACCUGGUGUUUACACACUGGCUAGCUGGCCACAAAAGAAGAACUGAAGAAGAAACUGCCAAAGGAGUUCACACAUGCUGCUGAAAACAAGUGAAUAACCAAAACAAUAAGCAAUUAAUCUUUUGUUUGGAAAAAAAAAAUUGUUUUUUCCAGUUCUAAGUCAUUUACAUGAGGUCUUGUUUCUGUUCUAUACAUUUAUCUGAAUUACUGUUUCAUAGCUAGCUGUUACCAUUCCAUGAAUACAUGUGAUGUUCUGUAAAAUUUCUGUAAUGGUCUUUUAUUGGUCCAAUUAGCUUUUGUCUUGUUUUAUUAGAGAGAAGACUACUUUGAUUUUUCUUUUAAAUAGUUUUACCUAGACUGUUGUAAAUGCAUAUUAUUUUGAAAGGGAAUACAUAUUUGAAUGAUUUUGUGAAAGCUUUUGAUUUAUUUUCUAUUUUAUUUUAUUUCUACAGAUAUAUUUUGCUGAAUAAAACUGCAGAAAUGUU